AAAAGAAAAAAAAUGGAAGGAACAAAAAAAACUAGCAGUUGUUCAUUUACUUCUGAUCUUUUUGGUUCUAAAGAAACUUCUGCUUCUUCAUCUUCUUCAAUUUUUGGUUCCAUUUUCCCUCCUCCUUCCAAGGGACAUGGAUCGAUGAAUUCGGAGCAAUUGAAGCAUGAUCCUGUGAUUCAGGAUAGAAAUGCUAAAGGUGGAGACUCAGGAAGUACUCCUACUAGCAAUGAAGCUUCCAGCCAGCAGGCUGGACAAAACAAGCAGCCGAGUUCAUUUUAUCAGAACGAAAAAGUACAGCCAUGCCAUCUUAGCUCAUCGUUAUACUACGGGGGCCAAGAUGUCUAUUCAUUUCCCCAAAAUAAUAAUCAGAGCUCUACAUACACAACUUUCAACAAAGAUAAUGGAGAAGAUGAUUCUGGCAGUGCGUCUCGAGGAAACUGGUGGCAAGGGUCUCUUUACUACUAGAGCUCACCACCAAUGACAUGGAUGUUACAUAUUCUCAAAAGGAAGUUAAAUAUAUAGAGAAGCAGUUAUCUACCUCAAUAUUAAAGAUGGAUGAUUACUAGUAAUUAGCCAAAGAGACCAGUAGUUGGUUGAACACUACAGAUUAUAAUUAUAAUAAUAUUAGUAUAUGUAAUUGGUAGUUAAUUAGUCUUUUUCUGUUACAUGUAAAGGAUUAUAGACCUUAUGCACUUCGCUUUAUAAUGUAAAGACAAUGUUUAGGAAC
Messenger RNA from Solanum verrucosum, 730 nucleotides. RefSeq lists its product as uncharacterized. Bases 13 to 468 code for a protein of 151 amino acids. NCBI's taxonomy places the organism in Eukaryota, Viridiplantae, Streptophyta, Magnoliopsida, Solanales, Solanaceae. The transcript is spliced from 7 exons. The record is from RefSeq and is a predicted model, not a curated record.